Molecule: messenger RNA, 366 nt
Organism: Staurois parvus
Lineage: Eukaryota; Metazoa; Chordata; Amphibia; Anura; Ranidae
Source: the annotation of a GenBank genome assembly
AUGGUGGGGUUCUCCUCCGGAGCGGAGAACCCCCACGGAGUAAAGGCAGUCACUAAGGGUCAGAGGUGUGCUGUGGCAUUGUGGUUUACACUGGACCCCCGACAUAAUGAAAGAGAAAGGGUUCAAGCGGAUGACUUGAUAAAGAUGCUUUUUAACACAGAAGAAACGGAUAUAUUCCUGAGCAACGAAUCUGCCAAAACAUCAGAAAGAAUACUUUCAGAAGGUGGGAACUCAGAGCAUGCAUCCGAUGGCCCUGUGGACUCUGCUAAAGCACCAGAGCCACCAACUGCCCCAGACUCUGACGCUUCCAAGGAAGGUGUCCUAGGCCCACCAUUGGACUCUCUGAAAACAAAAACGGAAUUAUAA